AUGGCCAAAUCAUCAAACGAUAUCAGUAGUAGUGGUAGUCAGCUGCAACGGUGCUCUGAGAGAACCCGUCGGGUCAGCGUUCUUGCAAGCUGUUACAGUGUGAAUACUAUCACCUCCGCAGUUACUGGGUUCCACUACUGCACUACUAUGGGCACCGGUAAGAUACUCUUUCCCAAGGAAGAUGCUAAUGAGCACAGUGGUAUCCCUGAGGUCCCCUCAGGGUUUAAGCCGCCUUCACGUCCUCCCCUUGACUUGUCCAUCAUUCCCGGCAUGGGAAUCAGCUGGCCAGGGAACAACUUAUUGGAGCAUAAAGGGGAGGCAACGCAUGCUAUUCCGGAAGAGUGUGAGAGGCUCUUCUGCGAGCACCUGUCUGUGAUAUUCCUUGGUGAGAGGAGAUUUACUGAGCAGGAGCCGCCUGGGAUGGGUGCGUAUCAAAGCCAGCCAGAAAUUGUCGAGGGCAUGCACACGCCGAUCCAGCACUGGCUCGAAGUUCUGGAUUACACAAAUGACGUUACUUAUCGAGGGUUUGUGACUAUCACGAGUGAUGGCCAACCAACCAUAUUCGUGUUUUUCUCUGACCAAACUUUGGGCCACGGCCUCAAGACUGGUUUGGUGGCAUUAUUCGAGCUUGCAAGUAUUAGUGCAUUCCAAUGCUUGCAAAUUGUUGCUUGUAUCCCGCGUUCGCACAAUGCGGUCGAGCUCGAAAUCGUAAGGAACCUUGGGUGGUGUGGUUUUAAUCUAACUACCCUGCAACAAUGGAGUGUUGAAAAUGACCUCAAUCAUACAUUGAGCGACAAGUGGCUCUUCUUAAGCGCCGAGGUAUAA
Molecule: messenger RNA, 825 nt
Organism: Aspergillus brunneoviolaceus CBS 621.78
Lineage: Eukaryota; Fungi; Ascomycota; Eurotiomycetes; Eurotiales; Aspergillaceae
Product: ornithine decarboxylase antizyme
Exons: 4
Coding region: 1-825 (274 amino acids)
Biological process (GO): positive regulation of protein catabolic process
Cellular component (GO): cytoplasm; nucleus
Molecular function (GO): ornithine decarboxylase inhibitor activity
Source: RefSeq, a predicted model, not a curated record